Pisolithus orientalis is the source of this 797-nucleotide messenger RNA. Its product is annotated as DNA polymerase delta, subunit 4-domain-containing protein. Gene Ontology annotation, cellular component: delta DNA polymerase complex. Gene Ontology annotation, molecular function: DNA-directed DNA polymerase activity. Gene Ontology annotation, biological process: DNA-templated DNA replication; DNA synthesis involved in DNA repair. NCBI's taxonomy places the organism in Eukaryota, Fungi, Basidiomycota, Agaricomycetes, Boletales, Pisolithaceae. The coding region runs from base 58 to 636 and encodes 192 amino acids. The record is from RefSeq and is a predicted model, not a curated record. The transcript has 5 exons.
UUACUCGAACCUCCACCUGUAUUUAUCCACACCCUUUGCGUGUUCUUACCCGUGUAUAUGGCACCAGCAAGAAACGCCUCAAAGAUGAAGCAAGGAACACUGAGUUUCCACACUGCUAAACGGACCAACUCCGCCCUUAACGCGAAAUCCCAGAAACCUGCAGCCUCAGAGUCUGAUAUAGAUCUACCCAGUCACCCUUCUGGCGAAUUCUCGCCCUCCAGCAUCCCGGCUAAGAGGACUCGAGAUGGUCGAGAUGAUGUUCAACCGCAAAGGAGACCGAGGAAGAAACACACACUGAAGAAAGUAGAGGGCGUUCCCGCUACUCCUGAGCGGGAAACCCUCGAUACGGAAGAUAAGGCUGGCCGUUAUCGUAGGUAUUAUAGAGAAGCUAGGGAGAACAUGGGUCAUACGCAAUCCAUUCAUGGAAAUGGUGGGAACAAAAUCAUCCAGAUGCUUCGUUUCUUUGACAUGACCUCUGAGUAUGGGCCAUGUGUCGGGAUGACGCGACUAGAGAGAUGGGAAAGAGCUGAAACUUUGGGUCUCAACCCACCUCCGGAGGUUCGGCAGAUUUUGUUAACGAAGGAGGGCGUGGAGAAAGAAGAAUACGCACAGUGUGUGCUAUAUGGCGAGGUGUAAUUUAGCAAUUUGUGUUUGUAUUCCCUGACCGUCGUGGGACGGGGAGCUCCCUGUUGUAUACUCGUGUACUUAUCGUAUUGUACGGUGCGCAUCUAGCCAAGGAUAUUUUAUUGUGCAGCAUUCAUUUCAGAAUGCUCAAGAAUGACAUGUGAUACUUCUCC